Drosophila subpulchrella is the source of this 291-nucleotide messenger RNA. RefSeq names its product cell wall integrity and stress response component 2. The coding region runs from base 1 to 291 and encodes 96 amino acids. The transcript has a single exon. The record is from RefSeq and is a predicted model, not a curated record. Lineage: Eukaryota; Metazoa; Arthropoda; Insecta; Diptera; Drosophilidae.
AUGAGGCUCCUUCUCGUACUCACUGUGCUCGUGGUGGCCGUCUUCCUGUCCUCCGUUCACUGCGCCUCCACCGACUCCGACACAUCCGACGCAUCCGACACAUCCUUGGAAUCGGCAGAAUCUGAUGAGUCUGACAGCUCGGAAACAACCUCCACGACAUCCACCACGACCACCACCACCACUACCACCACAAAAGCCCCUGUGACCCACAGAAUUCAUCGCCGAAGACGCCGCAUCAUCAGGAGAGUUGUACGGAGACGAGAAGCCGAAGGAAGACGUCGACGUGGUUAA